This is a messenger RNA of Anneissia japonica, 2640 nucleotides long. RefSeq lists its product as uncharacterized. Gene Ontology annotation, molecular function: DNA binding. The coding region runs from base 88 to 1113 and encodes 341 amino acids. Gene Ontology annotation, cellular component: nucleus. The transcript is spliced from 2 exons. Lineage: Eukaryota; Metazoa; Echinodermata; Crinoidea; Comatulida; Comatulidae. The record is from RefSeq and is a predicted model, not a curated record.
GUACGUACGCAUGCUGUUGUUUUGUUGGUUGUUUGAAUUGUGCGAGUAUUGUCCCUCAAAAUCAUAAAAAAAAAAAGUUACAGGAAGAUGCCACAAAAGUAUACAAGGAAGACUGAUCGUGCAUCAUGGUCACAUGAAAACAUGCAAAAGGCAAUUGAUGCCUGUAGGAAAGGUGAAAUGGGCAUUAGGAAAGCAUCUAAGGUUUUCAAUAUACCGAAGUCAACAAUAGCAAACAAAGUGAAACUACCAGCAGACAGUGACAUAUCUGUUCAAUUCGGAAGAAAACCAUGCCUGGGAAAGGAACAAGAGGCUAAGUUAGCAGAAUUGAUAAUUCAAAUGCAAGGACAUGGUUCUGGUUUAGCUAAGAAGGAUGUCAGGUCUUUGGCAUUUGAAUUUGCUGAACAAAAUCAACUUGUCCAUGACUUCAACCAAGAUACGAAGAUAGCUGGAAGGUUUUGGUUAGAGGGCUUUUUAAAGAGACAUCCAAAUAUUGUGCUGAAAAAGGCAAAAAAUCUGGCAAAGGCAAAACCAAAAGAAGUGGUUGCCAAAUACUUCAAACAACUUGGCAAGUUACUGGAUCAAGAAGGAAUGCAUCAGACACCAGAGAAAUUCUAUAAUGUCGAUGAAAUUCGCAUUUCAAUAACCAAUAGCCAAGGAAAAGGAAAACGUUCUGUUGUGGGUGCAGAGAAGGAUGAAAAUGUAGCUGUGGUUGGGUGCUGUAGUGCUACUGGACACUACAUCCCUCCAUAUGUCAUUAUGAAAGGGAAGUGCAUGCAAGAAGAGUACAAAGAUGGGCUGCCUCCAGGAUCAAAGUUAGUCAUGUCAGAUACCUCUUCCCGUAACAAUGACUUAUUUCUGGACUGGUUAAAGUAUUUUCGUAGACACUGCGUCCAAGGUAAAGUCCUGCUUUUAGAUGGCCAUGAAUCCCAUAUCAAAAGCACAGCAAUACUACAAUACUGCAUUGAUAAUGGGAUCAUUUUGGUUUCUGUACCAGGACAUACCACUAGGUACCUCCAGCCAUUAGAUCAAUCAGUUCGUAGAUCUUUAAAAAUAAACUUUCAAAAAAGUCACCAGUUUAUUCAAGCACACAAAUCCAAAAGCGAACAUUACUAAGUACCGUUUCAGCUCAUUGUUUGCUCGAGCAUGGGCAAAGACAGCAACACUUGACAAUGCAACCUCAGGUUUUUGUGCCUGUGGUGUGUACCCUUUCAAUCCAGAUGCGGUUCCAGAAGAAGCAUACUUUAUUACUGAGAUGACAGAAAGCGCAAACCCAUACCAACAGCAGGAGCAAGAACCAAUGGAUACCCAAAGUGAACAACCUGCAUUUCCUGCUGCACCAAUUGAAACUGAUACUACACUACCAGAUGCAGACAUAGCUAGCACAAGCAGAGGAGUGUCAUUUCAAUAUUUCGAACCACUGCCAAAAGUAAACAGGCAACAUAAAUCUAAACGCCAGAAAUGCAAGUAGCAAUGAGGUGAAAAUACUACUGCAGUGUAUAGGAAAUUGAAAAAUAAAAAAGAGAACAAGCAGAUGCAGGGGUUCCCUGAAGAUGCUGAUGAAGCUUGUAGAUAUGCCACUGUAUCACUGUCAAGGUUUAAUACAAUUCAUUCAUUCAUUCACUCACUUUAUUUCAGAUUAAUCCAUACAAAUUAUACAGUCAAAUAUGGUAAAACCUCAAAUAAGCUAAAUCUUGACAAGAAGCCCAUCUCAAAUAGAGGGAUUUGGCGGUGGGUGUCACAUGACCUAACUUGGGUGUUGGAUAUAAACGGUCGACUGGCACAGCGGUGUUUUACAUGGAGAUUGCUUUGGCGGUCAUCCCGUGUUAUUGCUGUAAAGAUCAUAAAUCCCAGUAAACUAUACCAAAUUGGUUGGAAAUUAAACUUAAGAAUUUUGCCUUAAUGGUUUGCUAAUUCUGUCCCCUGCACAUCUACGGCAUGGUUAGGUAUGCAUGAAGGUCUUUGACCCGCGAACUACACUGCGAUGUUAGGGCCAGCUAUGGGUUUAGGAAGGAUCACUUAAACUUCAAAGCAUACAAUCCAAGGAGAACACUAGGAUAAAUAAAUAAACACUAUUUUGAACAAUCGUAUUGCCUUUCUUAGCCAUUUACUUCUCACGUUAACAGUGGGUGGUUGUUUUCACAACCAUAACAUUAUCUUUUCCUAUGCCAUUGCACUGUAUUGUUUUUCAUGUAUACCCAAGUUAGGUCACGUGACCGCCUGUAAACAAUCAUCGCCAAAUCUCUCUAUUAAAGCCGAUGGAAUGGGCUCUUCUUUUUUCGAGAUAGUAAUUUACACACUGUACAUGAAUUUCAAAGAAACAAAAAAAGUAAAAACAUGCUUGGUUUAUACAGUAGUUUAGGUAAUUUAAUGCCAGUUACUACACACCAUGAUACUGAUUGAUGUUACAAUGGCCCUAAUUAUUGUUUUACACAGUUAAACUUACCUAAGUCGGCUUUGCUUAACUCAAAUAAUUUCUAAAUCAAUCUUAUUGUACAUGCCAAAUUGUGUAUUUUCCAUUAAUUAAUUAAUCAUCUGAGACAGUAAGUCGAACAGUUUUUCAAUGCCAUUUUGGAUUCGACUUAGGCAAGUUGUAGUAGUAAUUCCCAAAAUUUACUGCAUUCAUUUUGAAAGGAAGCCCCC